GAGUCUGAUCCGGCUGGGCCAAUAUUUCGUACCCUUGUUCCACAGAGAUGAGUCGAGGAUCUGGAAGAGAGUGCGCUUUUCACAGGAGGUGCAGCAUAGCUAAGCAACAAAGCAAAAAUGCAAGCUCUCAUCCGCAAUACCUCAAAACUAAGAGCUCUAAUCACAAAUCAAGCCCUGGUGCUGAGAUCCAAUGCCCUCUUCUCUUCCUCCGCUUUUCCAGGUAGUAGGGAUUUUGAGAUGGGAAGGAAUUCCAGGUCCAUGAACUUUGUGAGGGGAAUUAUAGAACAGGACAGAAGGAAUAUUCCAGGUAGUGCUCAAUUUCCUCGGUAUACAGUUGAGCAAAAUCCAGAUAUUGUCCAUAUAAAGCUGAUUCGCAAUAAUGCCUUUGUUACGGUGACGGAUUCUAAGGGGAAUAAGAAAAUUGGGGCUUCCUCAGGAUGUUUGUCGGAAAUGAAAGGGGGACCUAAACUUUCUCGGUAUGCAGCUGAUGCAACUGCAGAACAUGUUGGACGACUUGCAAGAAACCUUGGUUUGAAGUCGGUUGUAAUGAAGGUGAAGGGGUUCACUUAUUUCAAGAAGAAAAAACAAGCAAUAAUGAGCUGGAAGGAGGGCUUCAACUCUUCUCGAGGAGAUGAAAAUCCAAUUAUGUACAUUGAAGAUACAACUAGACGUCCACAUAAUGGAUGCCGACUUCCAAGGAAACGCCGUGUUUGAAUCAUAGCAAGUUGGAUGCCUACACUGCAUUUUUGACUUGGGGUUGAGUAGUUUCAUCUAAUAUCUUGUGAAGGGAUUGAAUGCAGAGGAGGCAAAUAAAUUGGUGCAAAAUGAUCUUUUGGAUUAUUAAUGCAUAUUUUGUUUGACAUAUUAUUUGCAAUUUGAGUGGUAAAUGGACCGUGUUAGGAGGCUGCCUUAGUUUAUAUGAACUUAUUGUCAUGUUAACUUUUAGAAUGUAGCAGAUACAAAUUUUGUUAAACAAUAUUCUGAACAAAGUUGUUGGCAAAUGUUGUCUUCAAAUAGAUACGUGUUCUGAGCA
Messenger RNA from Vitis vinifera (wine grape), 1033 nucleotides. Its product is annotated as small ribosomal subunit protein uS11m. The transcript is spliced from 2 exons. Bases 118 to 714 code for a protein of 198 amino acids. Gene Ontology annotation, molecular function: mRNA 5'-UTR binding; small ribosomal subunit rRNA binding; structural constituent of ribosome. NCBI's taxonomy places the organism in Eukaryota, Viridiplantae, Streptophyta, Magnoliopsida, Vitales, Vitaceae. The record is from RefSeq and is a predicted model, not a curated record. Gene Ontology annotation, cellular component: ribosome; mitochondrial small ribosomal subunit. Gene Ontology annotation, biological process: maturation of SSU-rRNA from tricistronic rRNA transcript (SSU-rRNA, 5.8S rRNA, LSU-rRNA); ribosomal small subunit assembly; translation.